Molecule: messenger RNA, 1311 nt
Organism: Rhizoctonia solani
Lineage: Eukaryota; Fungi; Basidiomycota; Agaricomycetes; Cantharellales; Ceratobasidiaceae
Product: AAA family ATPase
Exons: 8
Coding region: 1-1311 (436 amino acids)
Biological process (GO): proteasome-mediated ubiquitin-dependent protein catabolic process
Cellular component (GO): proteasome regulatory particle, base subcomplex
Molecular function (GO): ATP binding; ATP hydrolysis activity; proteasome-activating activity
Source: RefSeq, a predicted model, not a curated record
AUGUCUUCUGCACCCCCACCGAAUCCCAACUCAGACUCUAAUGCAUCGGAUAAUAAACAGGAUGCUCAGAUGACUUCGGCAACGGCGGAGGGCACCAAGAGGAAACUCAGGCGGCUGAAGUGGAGGCUCCAGUUAAUUGAUAACGAUAUCAAGGUCAUGCGCUCUGAGACUCUACGGCUGAACCAUGAGCACGCGACUAUGCGAGAGAAGAUUCGGGAUAACGGGGAGAAGAUUAAACAGAACAAAGUGCUGCCAUAUCUUGUUGGGAAUGUUGUUGAGAUUUUGGACGUAGAUCCAGAAGUAGAGGAGGAUGGCGCAAACCAAGAUUUGGACUCUAUGCGGAGCGGGAAAUGCGCAGUUAUCAAAACAUCGACAAGACAGACCAUUUUCCUGCCUCUCAUUGGUCUUGUUCCUGCAUCACAACUUAAACCUGGAGAUCUCAUUGGAGUUAACAAAGACUCGUACCUCGUUCUUGAUACGCUCCCAGCCGAGUACGACUCGCGUGUAAAGGCUAUGGAAGUUGACGAGCGCCCAACUGAAACCUACACCGAUAUCGGAGGUCUAGACAAGCAGAUUGAAGAGCUUGUAGAAGCUAUUGUACUGCCCAUGCAACAGGCCGAUAAAUUCAAAACGUUGGGAAUUCGGCCACCAAAAGGAGCAUUGAUGUACGGUCCCCCAGGGACUGGAAAGACACUGCUUGCGCGUGCUUGUGCUGCUCAGACUAAUGCUUGCUACCUCAAGUUGGCAGGACCAUCGCUAGUGCAAAUGUUUAUUGGUGAUGGUGCCAAACUCGUGAGAGAUGCGUUUGAAUUGGCCAAGGAGAAGGCACCAGCCAUCAUUUUCAUUGAUGAACUAGACGCAAUUGGCACAAAGCGGUUUGAUUCAGACAAGAGCGGUGACCGUGAAGUGCAGCGAACCAUGUUGGAAUUGCUGAAUCAGCUCGACGGUUUUAGUAGCGAUGAACGUAUCAAGGUAAUUGCCGCGACCAAUCGUAUUGAUAUCCUCGAUCCUGCAUUGCUGCGUUCUGGUCGCCUUGAUCGCAAGAUAGAAUUCCCGCUACCUAACGAAUCUGCACGUGCCCGUAUCCUGGAGAUCCACUCGCGAAAGAUGAACGUAGGGCCCGGUGUGAAUUUUGAAGAACUGGCACGUAGCACGGACGAGUUUAACGGCGCUCAGCUCAAGGCCGUUUGCGUCGAGGCGGGAAUGAUCGCGCUUCGCGAAGGCGCCACGCAGCUUAACCACGAACAUUUCCAUAGUGGAAUCGCAGAAGUUCAGAGCAAAAAGAAGAACGAGCUUCAGUAUUUUGCAUAG